Molecule: messenger RNA, 2103 nt
Organism: Pyrus x bretschneideri (Chinese white pear)
Lineage: Eukaryota; Viridiplantae; Streptophyta; Magnoliopsida; Rosales; Rosaceae
Product: pentatricopeptide repeat-containing protein At5g15340, mitochondrial
Exons: 1
Coding region: 160-2058 (632 amino acids)
Biological process (GO): RNA modification
Molecular function (GO): zinc ion binding; RNA binding; protein binding
Source: RefSeq, a predicted model, not a curated record
UCUUGUAAACGUGCCAUCAUUUUUUCACAUAAACGUGAUAAUUGGAACUGUUCAUUCUUUUUACUGUAUAAACGAAACGUGAAUAAGAGUCGGUUGUGAACUUAUGUGUCCUGUUUGUCCAAAAUUCCAAACAUAUUAGCCGGUCUCAGCCUCUCUCAUAUGAGAUGGCCAACCGACACUGCCUUGACAUCACUCCCCACCCGCCACCUCCGUUCUCUUUUACGAGGAUGCACGCGUCAAUCCUCCGUCGACGUCGGAAAGAAGCUCCACGCCGCCAUUGUCACCAGCGGCCUCGCCGCCUCACCAGACUCAUUCCUUCACAAUGCCCUCCUCCAUUUCCACGCUGCACACGGCAGUCCAUUCUCUGCACGCAAGCUGUUCGAUGAAAUUCCCCACUCGCACAAAGACGCUGUGGACUGGACUGUCCUCAUGGGCUGCUUUGCCCGCCACGGAAUGCUCCAAUCUGGGCUUCGUUUGUUCGUCGAAAUGAGAAGAGAAGACGUGAAGGUGGACGACGUGGCCAUGGCUUGCUUGUUCAAUGCGUGUGCUCGGCUGGGCAAUGCUGAGGUUGGGGAGCAAGGGCAUGGGUUUGUGGUGAAGGUGGGUUGGGAUUCUAGUGUCAAGGUCUGCAAUGUGGCCAUGGAUAUGUAUGUCAAGUGUGGUCAAUUGGGUAUGGCGAGACGGCUGUUUGAAGCAACAGGGGAGAGGAGUGUAGUGUCGUGGACUGUGAUUUUGGACGGUGUGGUUAAAUUUGAAGGCGUGGGAAAUGGGAGAGUGGUGUUUGAUCAAAUGCCUGAGAGAAAUGAGGUUGCUUGGACGAUUAUGAUUGUUGGAUUUAUGAGUAUUGGGCUUAUCGGCGAAGCUUUUUUGCUUCUUGAAGAAAUGGUUUUCGGUUGUGGUUUGAGAUUAAAUUAUGUCACCCUCUGUUCUUUUUUAUCGGCAUGUACACAAUCAGGAGAUAGGGUGACGGGCAGUUGGCUUCAUGCUUAUGCUUUAAAGACUAUGGUGAAUGAGAUUGACAUCAUGGUUGGCACAUCAUUGGUUGAUAUGUAUGCGAAAUGUGGUAGAGUAGACACCGCGUUAAAAGUUUUUGAGCAAAUGCACCGAAGGAACGAGGUGACAUGGAACGCUUUGCUCAGUGGUUUAGCAAUGCAUGGAAGGGGUAAACUUGUUUUGAAUAUGUUUCCUCAAAUGCUCGAAGAAGCCAAGCCAGACGAAUUGACCUUUGUUGCUUUGUUGAGUGCUUGCAGCCACUCGGGCCUUGUUGAUCAGGGCCAGCAUUACUUUCACACUCUUGAAUCUUACAGCGUAACUCCAAAGAUAGAACACUAUGCCUGUAUGGUGGAUCUUCUAGGAAGGGCUGGUCAUUUGGAAGAGGCUGAAGUCUUGAUCAAGCAAAUGCCAAUGCCUCCGAACGAGGUUGUUUUGGGUUCCCUUCUCGGUUCAUGCAGAAUCCACGAAAAACUAGAGCUUGGUGAACGCGUGCUGCAAGAACUGGUUCAAUUGGAUCCCCACAACACAGAUUAUCACGUCCUGCUUUCAAACAUGUAUUCUUUAGGAGGAAAGCAGGACAAGGCAAACUUACUGAGGCAGGAUCUUAAGAAUAGGGGUUUAAGAAAGCUCCCCGGAAUAAGUUCAAUUUAUAUUGGUGGCCAAGUUCAUCAGUUCAGCGCAGGAGAUAAGUCACACCCGAAAACAACGGAGAUUUACAUGAAAUUGGAUGAGAUGAUACGAAGAUUGAGAUUGGCAGGCUACAUCCCAAAUACCGGUUCUCAGGUUUUCUCCGGCUUUGACAAUGGAGACGAUGAUGCAGAUAAGCAGGAGGAGAUUGAGCAGGCAUUGUUCCGCCACAGCGAAAAGCUGGCAGUCUGUUUUGGGCUUGUAAGCACGAAAUCUGGCUCGCCUCUUUACAUUUUCAAGAAUCUGCGUAUAUGUGUAGACUGCCAUUCGGCUAUGAAAAUAGUUUCCCAUGUGUAUAACCGAGAGAUUGUGAUCAGAGAUCGGAAUCGAUUUCAUUGCUUCAAGCAAGGUUCUUGUUCUUGCUCUGAUUAUUGGUGAUAUGUAAACAAUGCAAGUGGUGAUCGAUUAGAUUUCUUUUUGGCC